AAUCAAGCACCGAUGCGGACCGAUUUUCGAUUUUCCGUUUGCCGUACAGCACAGUCGGCGAGGUCGUCAGCAGCGACGACGGGAUGCAUGACGCCGUUGCCACCUACGGCUUCAUCCUCGCGAGCGCACAGCGCGCAUGCGCUUCGUCGCCGUCAAGUGUCUACCUCUGGAAGCUCCGGGAAAUCCGCAUCCGCCUGCGUGACGCGAGCUACAAGGACGACGCGUCCUUUGUCCAAGACCUCGUCAUGUUGCUUCGCUCCGUCAAUGAUGCAGCAGUGUAUUCAGUAGCCGCCAACGAAAUUCAAGCAGCCAUGAGGCAGAUGGGCCUGCCGCCUCCGACACUACCUCCGUGGCCAACACCCGCACUGGCUGUUCUGCCGCCGACCCCACUGGACCAUGCUGCGGUCUUGCGCCAGUCCGAAGAGCAGCUCAAGCGAUGUGUUCGCGCGCCACCGAGUGCUCAGCGCCCAUCGGCUUUGAAAGCACCGAACCAGAAGCCGGCAACACCCAAGGCGACGACGCCACGGGUGCCCAAGCCCAAAGCGCGACCGAAAGCAGCAGCAACCAGUGUACCGAUCAAAGUCGAACCGACGACGCUGGUACCCGCAAGGCCGCGAAGUGCUCGGUCGGCUUCGACUAACAGCGAGCCGAGUCGCCCGUCUCGGGCAGCUGCAGUCGCAGAGAGAACGAGGAGCACCGAGACACGGUCGAGGGCGGCAAGAACCAAGGUGACACCUCGGAAAGCAAGCAGCCCAGCGCUUCCUCCGAGCAAGCCGCGAUCGCGCACCAGGAAGCCCGUCGUGAUUAAAAUGGAAGUCACCGAAACCGAGGUCGACGACGACGACGCGCCCCGGCGAAAGGUGGGUCGCCCGCCGCUGAUCCCGCUCGAGCCGCACAUCGCGGAUGCCCCGACGCUGGCGAGGCUCGAGAUUCUUCGUUCGCUGCCAGAGCAAGGCUUGUGCCCGCACCUGGAGCGCCAAGCCAUCAACCUCUACUCCAACAAGCGCGAGCGGCUUCUGGCGCCAGUCGCCAUGGGGGCGCUCAAAGGCUCAUGCCACUAGAUGGACACAUUGUCUGCCGAGGCGACGAGCCCAAGACCUUCAAGCAGUUCUUCAAGCAGCACGUCAAAAACUCAAUGCCGGGGCAAAGUCCAUGUGCUCACAUUUACAUUGUCUCGAUGAAGAAGAGCUUGGAUCUGCACCUCUUGGAGUGCAACCACUACGCGGCCAUGGAAGCGUCCAUCAAGCCUUACAAUAAGACGGCCGCUGGCACCGGUCCUGCACUGACCCCGAGAACCUCCCGCAAGCGCAAGCGCGAAGCCAAGGAGAAACCAUCGACACCCUCGGAUUCGGAUCUCGUCGCUACCUAAGAUCGUAGCUUCAAUAGAAAAAAGUCUCGCGU
This is a messenger RNA of Saprolegnia diclina VS20, 1401 nucleotides long. RefSeq lists its product as hypothetical. Lineage: Eukaryota; Oomycota; Saprolegniomycetes; Saprolegniales; Saprolegniaceae. Bases 84 to 1061 code for a protein of 325 amino acids. The transcript has 4 exons. The record is from RefSeq and is a predicted model, not a curated record.